Molecule: messenger RNA, 1659 nt
Organism: Lepus europaeus (European hare)
Lineage: Eukaryota; Metazoa; Chordata; Mammalia; Lagomorpha; Leporidae
Gene: ALG3
Product: ALG3 alpha-1,3- mannosyltransferase
Exons: 9
Coding region: 257-1573 (438 amino acids)
Cellular component (GO): endoplasmic reticulum
Molecular function (GO): dol-P-Man:Man(5)GlcNAc(2)-PP-Dol alpha-1,3-mannosyltransferase activity
Source: RefSeq, a predicted model, not a curated record
CUUCCGUCCUACAUGACUAUGUGCCCAGGGCGGCAUACGUACUAGAGUAAGACUUUGUUCCUGCCCGUACGGAGCGUGUGGUGCAUCGGAGCAGACAGAUGACGAAGAACUAAGUUUUCGUAGAGUAUAUGAGGACUGGCUGGCUGCUCAGGUCAACUCCCAGGCCGGGCGGCGCCCCGCAGAAAGAGGCGGAACCUAAGUGUCGUAGGAUCAGGUUUCCGGAGUAGCGGGUCUACAAGAGCGGCGCACCGUCAAGAUGGCGGCGGGGCUGCGGAAACGCGGCCGGGCGGGUGCCGCGGCCCAGGCGGCAGGGGUCUGCGGGCCAUGGCUGCAACGCGUCUGGCAAGAGCGGCGCCUACUGCUGCGGGAGCCGCGCUACACGCUGCUGGUGGCCGCCUGCCUCUGCCUGGCGGAGGUGGGCAUCACCUUCUGGGUCAUUCACAGGGUGGCAUACACAGAGAUCGACUGGAAGGCCUACAUGGCCCAGGUGGAGGGCGUCAUCAAUGGCACCUAUGAUUAUACCCAGCUGCAGGGUGACACUGGACCUCUUGUGUACCCGGCUGGCUUUGUAUACAUCUUCAUGGGGCUCUACUACGCCACUGGCCGAGGCACUGACAUACGCACGGCACAGAACAUCUUUGCUGUGCUCUACUUGGCCACCUUGCUGCUUGUCUUCUUGAUCUACCACCAGACCUGCAAGGUGCCUCCCUUCGUCUUUUUCUUCAUGUGCUGCGCCUCUUACCGUGUCCACUCCAUCUUUGUGCUGCGUCUCUUCAAUGACCCGGUGGCCAUGGCACUGCUAUUCCUCAGUGUCAACCUUCUCCUGGCGCAGCGCUGGGGCUGGGGCUGCUGCUGCUUCAGCCUGGCAGUCUCUGUGAAGAUGAACAUACUGCUCUUCGCCCCUGGGUUACUGUUCCUCCUCCUCACCCAGUUUGGCUUCCGUGGGGCCCUCCCCAAGCUGGGCAUCUGUGCUGUCCUCCAGGUGGUGCUGGGGCUGCCCUUCCUGCUGAAGAACCCCAUUGGCUACCUAUCCCGUUCCUUUGACCUGGGCCGUCAGUUCCUCUUCCGCUGGACAGUGAACUGGCGCUUCCUCCCCGAGGCCCUCUUCCUGCAUCGGGCCUUCCACCUGGCCCUGCUGGCCGCCCACCUCACCCUGCUUUUGCUGUUUGCUCUCUGCAGGUGGCACAGGUCGGGGGAAAGUAUCCUGUCGCUGCUGAAGGAUCCCUCCAAAAGGAAGGUCCCGCCCCAGCCCCUCACUCCCAAUCAGAUCGUUUCUAUCCUUUUCACCUCCAACUUCAUUGGCAUCUGCUUCAGCCGCUCCCUCCACUACCAGUUCUAUGUCUGGUAUUUCCAUACACUGCCCUACCUCCUGUGGGCCACACCUGCACGCUGGCUCACACACCUGCUCAGGCUGCUGGUGCUGGGGCUCAUCGAGCUCUCCUGGAACACAUACCCAUCCACGUCCUGCAGCUCUGCUGCCCUGCACACGUGCCAUGCCAUCAUCCUGCUGCAGCUGUGGCUGGGCCCGCAGCCUUUCCCCAAGAACGUCCAGCAGGACAAGAAAGGCCACUGAAACCCGCCCCGUCCUCCUCCAGUCCACUCCCAGGACCCCGGGUGGGUUGGACUCGAUGCCCUUGGGAAUAAACCUUGCCAAGUCCA